This is a messenger RNA of Polistes dominula (European paper wasp), 2580 nucleotides long. RefSeq names its product aspartyl-tRNA synthetase, mitochondrial (gene AspRS-m). Gene Ontology annotation, molecular function: nucleic acid binding; ATP binding; aspartate-tRNA ligase activity. NCBI's taxonomy places the organism in Eukaryota, Metazoa, Arthropoda, Insecta, Hymenoptera, Vespidae. Gene Ontology annotation, cellular component: cytoplasm; mitochondrion. The record is from RefSeq and is a predicted model, not a curated record. Gene Ontology annotation, biological process: aspartyl-tRNA aminoacylation.
CAUUAAUCAAUGAAAAUUAAGAACAAUUUAAAAGUUUAUUUGCAAUUAUUAUAGUAUUCUAUUUUAUUAAACAUGCUUGCCAGUGAGAGGUUAAUUUAUCGGUUAAACCCACGUAUGAUAUCAAGACAUCUUCCUUCUAUAUUAGAUUUAUUUUCUGUUUCGAUGAAAUAUUCUGUACCAACUGUUGUAAGACUUACUCAUGAUUUAGUUGUUCAACAAGUAUCUCCUUUAGACAGAUCAAAUUUACCAGUAAACAAGUAUUGUCUGAGAUCACAUACUUGUGGCGAGUUAACUAGCAAAAAUGUUGGAUCUAUGGUUCAGCUUAACGGUUGGAUUGAGUUUCAGAGAAUGAAUAAGUUUAUAACUUUAAGAGAUGCAUAUGGUUCUACACAACUUUUCAUAUCUGAUAAUAGAACAGAUUUAAUAGAGAUAAUAAAAGAUCUACCAUAUGAAAGUGUUAUAUGUGUUGUUGGAAUGGUAAAUAUGAGACCCGAAGGACAAAUAAACAAAAAAAUGAAGACCGGUGAUAUAGAAAUAUUAGUUGAUUCUAUAAAAGUUUUAAAUAAAGCAUCAGAACAUCUUCCAUUUUCUAUUAGGCAAUUUAACAAGGCAAAGGAAGUAACUCAAAUGAAAUAUAGAUAUCUUGCUUUAAGGUAUCCUGAAAUACAAAAGAAUUUAAGAAUACGUUCUAAACUUUUAAUGAAGAUGAGAGAAUACUUAAUCAAUGAGUGUGAUUUCGUAGAUGUGGAAACACCAACACUUUUUAAAAAUACACCUGGGGGUGCACAAGAAUUUAUAGUUCCAACAAGACAUCCAGGAAAGUUUUAUUCCCUUGUGCAAAGCCCACAACAAUUCAAACAAUUACUUAUGGUGGGUGGAAUUGAUAGGUAUUUUCAAAUUGCUCGAUGUUACAGGGAUGAAAGUGCAAGACAUGAUAGACAGCCAGAAUUUACACAACUAGAUAUUGAAAUGUCAUUUGUUGAUCAAGAGGGAAUAAUAGAUUUAAUCGAAAAUCUACUAAAGUAUAGUUGGCCAGAAACUAUAACUACACCUUUUAAACGCUUAACCUAUGAGGAUGCAAUGAAGUUGUAUGGUACAGAUCAACCAGACUUGAGAAUACCUUAUGAAAUUCAGUAUCUUACAAAAUUUGUUAAUAUGGCUACAUUGGAGAAAGAUAUGAAAUUAACAAAUAGCAAAGAUUGCGAAGUCUGUGCUUUAGUUUUUCCCAAUAAAUGUAAAUACUUAACACGUUCUGUUAGAGAAGAAUUUAAUGAUAUAAAAAACAAAUAUUUUCCAACUGUCAAACUGUUUCAAAUAAAAACUUUGGAUAAUUCUUGGAAAUUACAAUUAGAAAAAUUAUUUUCUACGAAAAUAGCAGAAGAUAUAAUACGAACAUUGAAUCUGAACAUUGGAGAUGUUCUUUUUUUAACCGUUGGUCCUAAGCUUAAUUCUCAAAAGCUUUUAGGAAAAUUUCGAAUUGAAUUUACAAACGUAUUGGAAAAUAAUAAUUUAAAAAUACGUUCACCUGGCUACAACUUUUUAUGGCUUAUUAAUUUUCCAUUAUUUGAAGUAAAUGAAUCACAAUUAUUAGAAAGUAUGCAUCAUCCAUUUACACAACCUCAUCCAAAAGAUAUGAAAUAUCUUGAAACAGAACCUGAAAAGGUGCGAGGUUUACAUUAUGAUUUAAUUUUAAAUGGUUCAGAAAUAGGAGGAGGUUCUAUAAGAAUUCACGAUACAAAUCUUCAAAAACAAAUAUUUAAAAUGUUGAACAUAAAUGAGAAACAACUUUCACAUAUGCUUGAAGCAUUGUCUAGUGGUGCACCACCUCACGGUGGUAUAGCAUUGGGUCUGGAUCGUCUCCUUUGUAUACUCUGCAAUGCGGAAGGUAUAAGAAAUGUUAUAGCAUUCCCAAAAACAAUAGAAGGACGAGACUUGAUGUCUGAAGCUCCUGUUCCAAUUCCCACAGAAGUCCAAGAGUUAUAUCAUAUAAAAAUAAUAGAUGAACGAAGUAAUAUUUAAAAUUAAAUUUCUUAUUCUACAUUUGAUUAAAUUUAUUAUAUUUUGACAAAAAUAAACUAUACAGGUAAGAUUCAUCAAAUGAAUGGUAUUUUAAGUGAAAUUUAAUUAUCAGUAUCUUUACAUAACUUAAAUGGAUAAAAGAAUACAAUUUAUAUAAAUGAAACUUCACAUUUGAUUAAUACAUUCACAUCCUUUCCGAUAACAAUGUCAUACAAUACCAAAAGUCUGAAUUUAGUAAAAGUUUUAUAUCCAUACUGAUAUUUAUAUAGGAUCUUGAAACUUAAAAAAGAAGAAACUAAAUAUUAAAAUUGAAAAUCUAUAUUUCUACUUUUGAAUUCCUUACGCCAAUUAAUAAUAAUAUCUGAAAUGGACUGUACGAAUAAAUGUUAGCAGGGAUCUGAACAAGGAAGAAUAAGAACACUUUCUUUCAAUUCAUAUAUUCAUCUAAUCCACUAUCGUGAGAAAAAGAAAAAGUUCGUUUUGUUUUCUCCGUUGAAACUUGGAAGCAAUAGAAUAUAUAUAUAUACAUAUACCAAAAGUUCUACUUUUCAAAUAUUUUCU